UUCGACACUAGCCGGCGGUAUUCAGUCACACAGUCACACAAGUGGAAUAUGGCUAACACUGAUAACAUAAAUGAAUGUAUGACAAACGACGGUUUGAAUGGGAAAUCGAGCUCAGGAGAAAGUCUUAAAUUUGUAAAGAAGCUGUACAUACACGGAGGAAACAUUUCCAAUUGGAAUAGAAUCAAAAGGAAAACCACCCCAAGUUCUGCGGAUGAACUUUCAGAGAGCAUUGGAACAACGUUGAACAGUUUGCUUCCCACAAACAACAAUGAUCAAGAAUUUGUUCCACAAAAGGCCUUAAGAUGUAUAAACAAAAAAUUUGUGGAGAAAAUAGAACGAGGAGAAAGGGAACAUCUCAAAAUUUCAGUGAAGAUAUUUGCCAUUGAACUAAACCCUGCCUUUGUCCAAGAUGCAUUAUUUAGAGCCAUGUGUGAAUUGGGAAUUGAUUUUGUGGAAACAUUGAUUUUGGCAUUGCCUGAAAUUCCAGAUGAUGAGCAGCUCUCAACUCUAAAAGGUUUCUGGGAGGAAAUGGAGGUUUUGAUGGACAGUGGAUAUGUGCGCAGUCUGGGUGUCUGUGACUUGGACAAGAAUGCACUGGAAAAACUUUAUGAAUGGGCAAGGAUCAAACCUGAAAUCAAUCAAGUUAAUCUUGCUUCAUGUUGUGUCAUGCCAAAGGAGCUUGUAGACUUUAGUGAUAAACAUGACAUCCAGCUCCUGACACAUGCUGAUCCAAAAGAUAUCCUGACCAAGGGGAGACUCGAAGAGGUGCUGAGAGAGAGCUACGAAAAUGUACCGGUCCAAGGAUGGAGACCUGCGUGGGCUCUGAGGUAUUCAGUGCUGGUUAAAUGUCGUGGAGUUAUAAAGAACAAAGGGUACAUAGUCUUCUGCGAACAGGAUUAAAUGGUCUUCAAUUAGAUGUAAAACUUCCAAAAAAGCGCUGACUGCAGAAUAUAAAUGCUCUUCUCAGGCCCUCUUGUCUUCUGUAGAAUGUACUAAGCGUUCACUUGAUGCUCUGUAGAACGCGAAUAAUGGCUUUUUAUUACGUGAAUUCAGAUUGACAUUUCGAGAUCUGCUUGCGGAUUUAAAACAUUCAAACCUCCUCGCUUCAUUUCAGAACUGGCGGACAACUUUCGGAAGUUUAUUGUUUCUUUAUUUGUUGUAAAAAUUUAAGUGGUGGGGAAAGAGGGAGGGAAUACAUGUAAGGAAAUUUUGAUACAUGUAAGUGACGUUCUUGAGAACAUUUGGAUUGAGCAAACUUUUCUAAGUGGUUUCAAGUACAUUCUAGCUGGGUAACCGCGAUCCGUGGAUUUUUAACUCUACAAGAAAUGAGGUGUUUUGCUUAUGGAGAAAGUUCAGAUGAACUGUUUAAGGGUUUUUUUUUAAUUAUCGACAAACAGUGAUGGGCUCCUGUCGACAAACUAAUGCAGUAAGCGUAAAACCAAGAUGUGAAUAAUAAGAACGAUACAUAAAAAGAUACUUGUGUUUGUAAAUAUACGUUUUGCGCUGAAAGGAGUUGGUUUGCUUUGUUUUUAACCUAUCCACUGAACGCCAAUUCCCAUAUGAACAAUUCGAGUUAUUUUUCUUUCGUUUCAUUAUCUUGUUGCCACGAUACGCAAGGCUGCAUGCAGAAUUAAUUCAAACGUUGAUCAGACCCUUUGUGCUUCGAAAGGGUAUUCAAUAAAUAUGAAAAAGGAAACUGA
Messenger RNA from Pocillopora damicornis (cauliflower coral), 1700 nucleotides. Its product is annotated as glutamate--cysteine ligase regulatory subunit. The record is from RefSeq and is a predicted model, not a curated record. Gene Ontology annotation, biological process: glutathione biosynthetic process. Gene Ontology annotation, molecular function: enzyme regulator activity; glutamate-cysteine ligase catalytic subunit binding. Gene Ontology annotation, cellular component: glutamate-cysteine ligase complex. NCBI's taxonomy places the organism in Eukaryota, Metazoa, Cnidaria, Anthozoa, Scleractinia, Pocilloporidae.